UGUGUUUGUAGCAAAAGAGUAAAUUAAUCCUAAAGGCGUAAUCAAUUCCAGUUCAAGUGUAUUUAAUAAUUUGAGAUCUUUACUUCUGCGUGUGUUUUGUGUUUUAUAUCUUGCAAACAUGUAUUCUCGGAUAACUAGAAGAAAGCAACUAAUGAGGCUUACUACAUGGAAAGACGAUGAGUUACUACUACCUAAGGAGAAUCAAAGCAUUGUGAAAGUGUUGAAGAACAGAGGAAGAAAUUUACAUGCGGUAAUAACUCCAACUGGUGAAGAAUACUUAGUAUCCAUGCCAACUAAAUUGAGAAGAACCACAUGGGUGAGAAGAGGAUCAUAUAUCGUUGUUGAACCGAUACCUAGAGGAAACAAAGUAAAAGCUGAAAUAGUGAAAAUAAUGAACAAAAUCUCUAUACAAUGUUAUAAAGAAAAUAAUGUGUGGCCAAAAGAAUUCGAUGGGGAAGAGAAAACAAAUGCUUAUGAGGAUGACAGUAAUUUCUUAUUUGCGAACAGCAAUAAAGAGCUGGACCAUCUUGACAACAAUGAUUCGGAGGACGAAAAACUUUCGACACAGGAGUUCGAAGAGAAAGAGAACACAAAUGAUGAUGAGGAGGAGUUAUUUGUGCCCUGUGGUAAUAGAACGCUGAUAUCCGAUAGUUCCAGUGAUUCGGGUGACAGUGAUACGGACACAUACAAGGCCAGGGCUGAGAACUCGGACAGUGGGGGUGAAUAUUGAAAACAUUUGGAGCA
Messenger RNA from Spodoptera litura, 744 nucleotides. Its product is annotated as putative RNA-binding protein EIF1AD. Gene Ontology annotation, molecular function: RNA binding; translation initiation factor activity. NCBI's taxonomy places the organism in Eukaryota, Metazoa, Arthropoda, Insecta, Lepidoptera, Noctuidae. Gene Ontology annotation, cellular component: nucleus. The record is from RefSeq and is a predicted model, not a curated record. Gene Ontology annotation, biological process: translational initiation.